Cynoglossus semilaevis (tongue sole) is the source of this 2528-nucleotide messenger RNA. RefSeq names its product UDP-Gal:betaGlcNAc beta 1,3-galactosyltransferase, polypeptide 2 (gene b3galt2). Gene Ontology annotation, cellular component: Golgi membrane. Gene Ontology annotation, biological process: protein O-linked glycosylation. The record is from RefSeq and is a predicted model, not a curated record. Lineage: Eukaryota; Metazoa; Chordata; Actinopteri; Pleuronectiformes; Cynoglossidae. The transcript is spliced from 2 exons. The coding region runs from base 414 to 1733 and encodes 439 amino acids. Gene Ontology annotation, molecular function: N-acetyl-beta-D-glucosaminide beta-(1,3)-galactosyltransferase activity.
AGAGUUUGUUUAGCUUUAUUUGAAAAAUGGUCUCCGGUGAGUGUAGCGCCUCGUCCCAACCCCUAGAUUAGAGAGAGCAAACACAGAGGAAGUGACCCUCAUCGUAUCCUGAAGGAGACAAGACAUAGAGCAUGACCCUGUGUUUUCCUACAGUGCCAAAGAGUCAGGGAGAAGCCUCCAUGGCCAAGGAUUCAUUGCCUUUCUGGCUCCACUGGGAGCCCUUAUAAAUCUGCUCCAAGCUCCACCGGUGGACUCACUCAUCGUUCCUUCCUACACCAGGAGGCUCCAACCCGUCUGCCGGCUCUAAUAACAUCACUGUCUGUUGGCAACCACAUGUUUGAAGUGACUGUAUUUGACUGCCGCCGCCCAUUCUUGAGCAGCAGCAGCUGCUUCGUGCGAUCUCAAUCUGCACCAUGCAGUGGAGACGGAGGCACUGCUGUCCCAUCAAGAUGACCUGGACCGUUAAGCGUUCCCUCUUUCGGACACACGUUGCAGGCCUCAUCUCACUGGCUCUUCUGUUUACCUUCAUCUUAUUUUUCAGCCACCAGGACUGGCUUCCGGGACGCAGCGGACCCCGAGAAAACCCACUGACCUACACUAUUAGGGGUUUCCGAAGCCCCAAGGGAGAGGCAAACCAAAACAGUUCUCUCAGGAGCCUGUGGAAGGAGGCAGGGUAUGCAGCACCAAAGCCUCUUCUCAACCUCAGCUCUCAGCAGGCCGACGGUGUUGCAGGAGACGCUGUAGGAGGUGGAGUAGGAGCCAGAAUGGGUGUAAUGGGGCUCGGGGACUCCAUGAGUACUAAUAGCAGUUUACAAAAGGAGAUGGGUGUGGGUGGAAGGCUCAGUGCUCAGCCUUACCGCUACAUUCUAAAUGAACCCUUCAAAUGUCGGGAUAGCACACCUUUUCUCAUACUCCUCAUUGCUGCAGAGCCAGGACAGGCAGAUGCUCGGAAUGCCAUCCGCCAGACAUGGGGAAAUGAGAGCGUGGCAGCAGGAUUAGGAUUCGUUCGCCUUUUCCUGCUGGGUAAAAGACAGAGCUCAGACAGCCUUCUUCAGAGCAGCAUAGAGGAAGAAAGUCAUGCUUUUCAUGACAUCAUACAACAGGACUACCAGGACACUUACUACAACCUAACCAUCAAAACUCUUAUGGGCAUGAACUGGGUGGCCAUGUUCUGCCCACAUGCCUCCUAUGUGAUGAAGACUGACAGCGAUAUGUUUGUCAACACAGAGUAUCUCAUCCAAAAGCUGCUGAAGCCCGAGCUGCCUCCAAAGCAGAAGUAUUUCACUGGCUACCUGAUGAGGGGUUAUGCACCAAACAGAAACAAAGACAGUAAGUGGUACAUGCCACCAGAGCUGUACCCAAGCGAGCGCUACCCAAUAUUCUGCUCCGGCACCGGGUACGUGUUUUCAGGGGACAUGGCCGAGCUGAUCUACCAGGCCUCUCUCAGCAUACGCAGGCUGCAUUUGGAGGAUGUUUACGUGGGGAUCUGCUUGGCCAAGCUGCGAAUUGACCCGACACCCCCGCCCAAUGAGUUCCUCUUCAACCACUGGCGGGUGUCAUACUCCAGUUGUAAGUACAGCCACCUGAUCACGUCGCAUCAGUUUCACCCCAAUGAACUUAUCAAGUACUGGAACCACUUGCAGAGCAACAAGCACAACGCCUGCAUCAACACGGCCAAGGAAAAAAACGGCAGGUACAGACACCGAAAGUUUCACGGAGAGCGACCUCCCUGAUAUUUCCUGUGACCAACAACUGCGACAAAAGAAAGGGGGGUGGGUUGGAAGCACUGUAGCUGCAGCUUUGUUUAUCUUGGCACUAUUAGACCAUGUGGGGAAAAAGCACAUUGUUUUUUUGGUAUUGUGUACAGUUGAUGAUCCAAACUAUUUUUUUAAUUUGAAAAGUUAAUUAUUGUAAAACUGGUGAGAUGUCUCGGAAGGAAAAAUAUAUCAUAGGUUGUUAUACUUCAGGUGCCAACAGAAAGGUGGCAAAACCUCAGUUAAAGAGACUCUCCUCGUCCCGGAGGUAAUAAAUAUGUCACUCUACAAGAAAAAACUCAAGACACAACCUAUGUUUACACAGACAAAGGGAAAUAUAUGUGUAUUAUGUCAGACGCUACCUAAAUAUGAAUGAAAGUAUCCUUGACAUUGACCAGUUAUGCUGCCCUGUUUCUCUGUGUUUAUGUUAGAUAUUAAUCAACGACAAACCACCUCUCAUACAAACUGUAUUUUAUUUCAAAGGGAUAUCCACACGAAAGCGCACCAGAGUGGCGUCAGGAGACCGAGAUUGUAUUUUUUAAAGCUUUACUUUGAGUAUGACUGCACUUGAGCAAAUGUGCAAUGAAUCAAAUAAUUAUUAAAUGUAUUGAAGUCAUUUCGCUGCCAGUGUUCUCUGUGUUUCUUCUGUGUAUACUGUACCUGUAAUUAUUUAGCAGGUCAAAUGAAGACCAUCAGAAGCACAUGGUAUUUAUUUAAAACACUAUGUUUACUGAAAAUAGUUUUAAAUAAAUCUAAUAUUUCAAAUUUGCAUAC